UUUGCCAUUUGUAGUCGUCGGGCUUUUUGGGGGUUUUGUAUGCGGACUUUAUUACCUUUAAGAGCAAAAAAAAAAAAUAAAACUACAAAGCAAUAAUAAUAACAGCCAACGAGCUCUCCUUUUUCCACACACACUCGCACUCACAGUUACAGUGAGUGUAUGAUUCCACAACUGAUGUUUGGUGAUAUUCCUUUUGUUGUUGCUGCUGCUGUUGGUGUUCGACGAUGACGACCAACAGACGAGGGAAUACUGUUGCGACCACAGCAACAACAACAACAACGAAUGUUGUGUGUAUGUUUGUUGGUUGGUUCGCUGCUCCUCCUCAUGUGUGUGUAUGUGUGUUCGUUUGUUUGAUUGUUUUGUUGAUGGCUGGCUAGCAGCUAGCUGCUGCUGUUGGUUACGGUGUCUAAGGCACUGACUUAACAGCAACUACAACCACACAACAACAGUGCUAAAUGUUCCGACUUACAAACGUGACGUGUUUUUAAUUUUCGAGUGUUGUAUUUCUUCUUCUGCUUCUUCUUCUGCUUGCUGGUUUUUGUGUGCUCCCAAUUAUUGUGUGUUGUGUGAUACUAUAUCAUUACUACUACACACAAUACAAAGAAACACACCGAACGUCGCGCACCGUCUAUCUCUAUGAGAAAAAAAAACGAAGAGAAUAAUAUAAAGCAAAUCAAAAUUGUGCAAAAUUGUUCAAAUAAAAGCAAAUACCUAGCUAUUCAACGGUGAAGAAUGCCGAGUAUAGUAGUACAUACAAACAACAUACCCAGUUGUAGUACAUACAAAUGUGAAAAGAAACGCGAAAGAAGCAGAAAAAUAAUAAGAAAUAAACAAAUUAACAUAGUGCAGUAUAUGGUGAAUACAAUACACACACAUGUACAUAGGCACAUCAUCAUAAGUAUAUAAAAAAAGUUGUGUUUUUUUCAUAUAUAUAAAAAAAUACAUACCUACAUAUGUAUAUAAUUUUGUACAUAGAGCAGCAAAAGCAAACCAAAUGAACGUCGUCGUUGCGGUCGUUUGUAUGUAUCAACAAAAAACAAGAACAAAAACAACGACAACGACAACAACAACAACAGCUUUAAAAACGACCAGAAGGCAACAUAACAGCAGUGGUGGUGCCAACAGCAGCAGCAGCCGUAGCCAUAGCCGAGCAUUAUUAGCAGCUGUCAAUAAAGCCGGUCGUCGAAAAACAGCUGUUUUUAAUCCAACAUCAUUGUGGUGUGCUCGUCUCUAUGUGCGCUCGCCGCUCUCUCCCCACAACAAAAAGAAAAAAAUAACAACAACAACAACAACGGCAUCAGCACACUCUGAAAAUACUCAUACACUUAACAGCAGCAUCAAAUAAACAGAACCCAACAAGCAACGUAGUGGUGUUUACAGCAAAAGCAACAACAAAACACUCGGAGAAAAAUGCAUUUCAAAUAAAAAGGCAAAACAAAACAAAAGUGUAACCCCGAAGAAAAACCAAACAUAACAGUGCUCUCUGCUUGUCUCUCGGUCUAUAACAGAAGAGCCAGAGAACCUACGCGAGUGUGCCAGAAUAAAGUGUUAGUUUUUUGUGAGUGAGAGAGAGAGAGAAAACUGUUAACGCUCUUCUCGUCUGUGCUCUGUGUGUUGUGUGUGCGUGUUUGUUGUGUUUCUCUCCAACAAAAGAACGAAAAAAACACCGAUGUCUCUCACUUUGCCAAUGUCGCUAAUUGAGACUUCAACAAUAACAGAAAGUUCAGCACAUCGAAAUUUUACCAAAUACCAAACAACAAAUCCUAUGGUUGUUAUACAAGCAACAACAACAACAGCCGGAGCCAACUCGAGCACAGUAUCUAGUAAAAGUUUAACAACAAAUAACAAUACAAGAACUACAACAAGUAAACGGACUCGCAAGAGAUCAACAACAGAUUUCACAGCUGCAGCAGCUGCUGCCGGUUUAAUAACAGCAACAACAACGGCAAAUGUCAAUUAUAUUAAUCCCCUAACAACAACUGCAACAAACAGUGGCAUUACUAGUGCUGCUGCCACCACAACCACCAAACGGAAUAGAAAGCAACACCAUAAUCAUCAUCAUCAGCAGCAGCAUCAGCAGCAUCAGCAUCACCAGCAACAACAAAAUCUUUAUGUUCAGCAAAGAAUGUCCGCCGGCGCUCAAUUGCAGAUGGCCCCACAGACAUCGACGUCCAUAAGCCAUCAUACAACACAACAGCAACAACAUUUUGUUCAUAAUUCACAGCAGCAGCAACAGCAAUCGCAGCAGGCACUUUUGUCACAGGUUCAACAACAACAGCCGCAAUUAAUACAGCAGCAGCAACAGCAAUCACAACAACAACAGCAGCAGCAAUUACAAUUGCAGCAACAACACAUAACUCAUUACAGCCAAGCGCCCCAAACACUUGCCACAACUCCCCAUACACAUCUCCAACAACAUCACCACCUACAAACGCCAACAUCGCAACAACAAACGGCUUCUCAACUGCAACAGCAGCAGCAGACACAUUCACAGCAUCUACUGCUGCAUCAGCAGCAACAGCACAGUGGUGGUGGCCACAGCAGUAAUCCUGACUCGAAUAUGAGCACUGGCUCUUCGCACAGUGAAAAAGAUGUUGUUAAUUCAGACAUGCUAAGUGCGCAGCAACAGUCCAGCGGUAUCUUGCAACAACAAAUCGGUAUUUUGCAACAUCAACAGCAGCAGCAGCAAACAAACGUAACAGUAUCAACAGCUGGAAACGGUAUGAUGAAUACCGGUGCCGGCGGUAUGGGUAUAUCAACAGAUCCAAACGCCAUGCAAACCACAAAUCAUCAUCUUCCACAUCAGCUAUCCCAUCAGCCACAGACAGUUGGCAGUGCUGGCGGUGGUGCUGGCAGUGCAGGCGGUGUCGUCGGUAGCACAAAUACUGGACGUAUGGAAAAGCUAUCACGCACGCCCACAGAACGAAAACGUAAACGGAAAAUAACCGCUUUGCAUACCGACGACAGUGGUGGUGCCGGUGGUGGAGGCGGUGGCGGCGGUCCUGGUGGCGGCAAUGGAGGUAAUAAUUCAAGCAACGCUAGUAAAUCAACUAAACACAACAAUUCCUCCUCAUCUUCUGGCUCACAGUUAUUAAAAAACAAUUUAUCUCUAAAUUUAGGUGCUCAACAGGAUCGUCUUCAAAUGCCAGGCUCCGGUGUUGGCUCUGGCGGUGGCAAGACACCUCGUCUCCUACCACCUGGUAGCGGAGGCUCCUUGGGCGAUAACAAAAAGAUCAAUGACUAUUUCAAUGCUAAGCACAGUGUACAGUCCACAGGAUCCACUAAUAGUCCUAUGAGGCAUACAGCUGGCGGCGGCUCCAAGAGUCCCUCAUCGGCUGGCCCGCAACAACAGCAGUCGCAGCAGCAACCUGGGCCCCAGGCCCAACAAGUGCCAACAUCUGUAGGCGGCGGUAAUAGCACGUAUCCCAUGUAUCCACCUAGUCCACAGCAACCACAAAUUUCAGCACCAGGCGGUAUGCCGCCAACACCUACGUCACAACCCCCGCCUCCAGAUUUCCAUUACAGUAGUGUAGCGGCUGCCAACUCGGUAACGGGUAAGCAGCAGAGACAACAGCAAACUUCCAAUGCAAUGGUUCCUCCGCAAUCACCCCUUGUUGGAGUGGGCGGUAAUGUUGGUCUAAUAUCGUCCUCCCACAUGGUACACAAUCAAGCUGCGGGUGGUUCCUUGAUGGGUGGUGCACCAACAGCUGGCGCCGGUGGUGGUGCGGGUACUGGGCCUCCUCCUCCACCGUUGCCACAGCAGCAACAACAGCAAACUCUUCAACUUCCCGCCUCUUCCGUCGUUGCCACAAACGUGCAACAGACUAUGACAACCUCGCAGCAACAACAAAUGGCCGCUGUAGCGGCCGCCCAACUCAAUUCACUGCAACAUGCCGGCAUGCUCACCAACAAUCCAGGUGGUGUACCACAAACCGUUGGCGUUAGUGGAGCGCCCCAGCCACAACCCUCGACAACGAUGGUUACCAAAGGAACUCAAACCGAUCUCUCCCAACACGACAUGCAAGAACGUGAGUCGGAGAGUGAAUCCAGCAAAUCAAAAUUGGAUGAGAUGACAAGACUGUCUGAUGAACAAAAAUGUCAAAUUAUUGCUCAUCAAAAACUAAUCGAUCAACACAAAUCCCACAUAGCCAAGUGUAUUGAUGUGGUCAAGAAGCUGCUUAAGGAGAAAUCCAGCAUUGAGAAGAAGGAGGCUCGCCAGAAGUGCAUGCAGAACCGACUGCGGCUGGGCCAGUUCGUUACACAGCGUGUAGGUGCUACAUUCCAGGAAAACUGGACCGACGGUUAUGCUUUCCAGGAGUUGAAUCGACGACAAGAAGAAAUCUCCGCUGAACGUGAGGAAAUCGAUCGUCAAAAGAAGCAACUAAUGAAGAAACGGCCUGCCGAAUCUGGUCGCAAGCGUAACAAUAAUAGCCAGCAGAAUUCCAAUUCCAAUGAUUCCUCCAACAUGAACGCAGGAUGUGAUCGUCUAUCGGGCAACGAUAGCGGCAUCAGUGGCGUCUCCUCGGCAACUGGCGGAGGUGGCGGCAGUGGUCGUGGUCUAUCGCGAUCAAAUUCGACACAAGCUCAAAACCAACUGUUACACAAUGGCGGCAGUGGUACCAGCGGUACUGGCAUGGGUUCUGAUCGUUUAUCGGAUCGUGGUGGUGGCGGUGGUUCGGGACGGGGAGACAAUUCUGGCAGUGGUUCCGAUUCAGCAACGUUCCUUAAACCUGAUCCCGUAUCAGGCGUCUACACCGCUCAAGAAUACUACGAAUACGAUGAGAUUCUUAAGUUACGCCAAAACGCUCUCAAAAAAGAAGAUGCCGAUCUCCAGUUGGAAAUGGAAAAACUGGAACGUGAACGUAAUUUGCAUAUACGUGAAUUGAAACGUAUCUUGAAUGAAGACCAGUCCCGCUUCAAUAAUCACCCAGUAUUGAAUGACCGUUAUCUACUGCUGAUGCUCUUGGGAAAAGGCGGUUUCUCUGAAGUCCAUAAGGCAUUUGAUUUGAAGGAACAACGCUAUGUUGCAUGUAAAGUUCAUCAGUUGAAUAAGGACUGGAAAGAAGAUAAGAAGGCCAAUUAUAUCAAGCACGCUUUAAGAGAAUACAACAUUCACAAGGCCCUUGAUCAUCCCAGAGUGGUUAAAUUAUAUGAUGUCUUUGAAAUCGAUGCGAACUCGUUCUGUACAGUUUUAGAAUAUUGUGAUGGUCAUGAUUUAGAUUUCUAUCUAAAGCAACACAAAACGAUACCAGAACGUGAAGCACGUUCCAUUAUAAUGCAGGUUGUUUCUGCUUUAAAAUAUUUGAAUGAGAUUAAACCACCGGUUAUCCACUAUGAUUUGAAACCGGGUAAUAUUCUAUUGACCGAGGGCAAUGUGUGCGGCGAAAUCAAAAUAACAGAUUUUGGUUUAUCCAAAGUUAUGGAUGAUGAAAAUUACAAUCCUGAUCAUGGCAUGGAUCUGACAUCGCAGGGAGCAGGAACAUAUUGGUACUUGCCGCCCGAAUGCUUUGUUGUGGGUAAAAAUCCACCAAAAAUCUCAUCUAAAGUCGAUGUAUGGAGCGUGGGUGUAAUUUUCUAUCAAUGUUUAUAUGGCAAGAAACCAUUUGGCCAUAAUCAAUCUCAAGCCACCAUAUUAGAGGAGAAUACCAUAUUGAAAGCCACAGAAGUACAAUUCUCUACAAAACCAACAGUAUCCAAUGAAGCAAAGAGUUUUAUUAGAGGAUGUUUGGCUUAUCGCAAAGAAGAUCGCAUGGAUGUAUUUGCGCUGGCGCGGCACGAAUACAUACAACCUCCCAUUCCAAAGCAUGGCCGUGGCCAAUCGCUGACACAGCAACAGCAGCAACAACAACAGCAGCAGCAACAACAACAGCAGCAACAGCAAUCAUCAGGUAAUCAAGCCAAUUCUGCCGGACAGACUUCUUUCUCAGCGGGCAUGUUUGGCAAUUUGAAUCAAUCGAGUUCGUCCUAGCUGCACACUAAACGUAAUUCCAAUUCAUAAUUGUUAAAGUUAAUACAAAGUAAUAGCACUAAUAUCAAUCAUAACCACAACAACAACAACCACAAUAUUGGCCACAAUCAUCACCAACAUCAAUAUCAGCAACAACAAGCAGCAUUACAGCCGGAUCAUCAUAGUAUCAACAACAACAACAGUAAUAAUAAUAAUAAUCAUAAACAACAUCAUGUUAGACAUCAAAAUCAACAUAGCUUAAUAAAUCAGAAUCUGAAUAUAAACCAUCAUUCUGCUCCAAGAAUGUCGUCUCAUCACAAUAUAAUAAACCAACAACAACAGCAGCAGCAGCCACAUCAACAUCAUCAUCACCAUCAUACAAGAAGAACGAAUGCCACAGCAGCUAGCUCAUCUUCAUCCUCAACACCGCAUACAACAUCGACAACAAUGCUGCCCACCCCAACUACGGCUGGUGGUGCAGUUAACAAUGGCAGCGGAUAUGUUGGCACAAGAAGUUUUCGCAGCCAGCAACAACAGCAGCAUUCUAUAACAACAAUGCAACAGCAAUGCCGUCAAAACAAACAACAACAGCAACAACAUAAAAUGCUAACAUUUUCUUAGGGAAAAAAGAAGAGUCGAACAAAAGAAAUAAUACAACGCCGAUGAAAAUAAUCCCCCACUCGCCCCACGCCCCGGCUCCCUCUUUCUUUCUCUGCAGAUUGAGAGAAGGAAAUUAACUUAAGAAAAACUUAUACACUGCCGUUUGCCAGAAUAGAUUUCAUCUUUCCCUACUUGAACAACAACAACAACAAAAAUGCAUAGCGAAGCGUAACAUUUAAGUUAAGUGUGGGGUGUUGUUAUAGAAAUCUUAGGCUAGCCACAGCCAGAGCAUUGGGUGUGGCUCGACUCGGCUCGGCUCUUGUGUGAGGGGUGGUGGUAGCUGGUGAUUUUUUUGUAAAGCCUUUGUGUAAUAAUUUACCUACAAUUAAACAUGUCAUAAUUGUGUUUCAUUAUGCUUUAAAGUUCCCAAAAAGUCUCGCAUUUAAAAUCUAUUUCUCAAAACACUACGGCGGAUAUGAUUCCUUUCCUAUAUUCCUUUUGAUGAUUAUAACAAACAAAAGUUAUAUUUUCGAACGUGUGUCUCCAAUUUCAUUUAGACUUAAAAUGAUGUAAUUUUAGAAAAACAUUCCAGUAUUGUUUACUAUCGCCUCCGCAUGAAUUUUUUUAAAGUACCACGAUUUAAAUUUCCACUAUCCCCAAGUUGUCUGAACUCGUUGGUGAUGUUUCGCCGCCAGUUCAAUAUUUGUGGCGCAUAAUGGAACUUUCGAUUUGAUAUAUUUUACGAAGCUGUCAAUAAAAUAGUUGAUUGUUUAAAUUCGAUUUUAAUACGAUAUCUUCCAUAAAAAGAACUCGGGAAUUAAUUACAGAAUUUUCAUGAAAAAUUACACCAUUUUAUGACCCCCAUUCUGUGUGUAAAUGAAAGGGAUUCAUUCCCAAAUUCGAUAAUGAAAAAAUUUGCCUACAUUUUUUAGAAACUCCAAGAUAUCUACUUUAUUGGGAAUUUGUUCUCUUAGACAACUAAAUUUCGUUUAAUUUAAAUUAAUUCUUGAUGACAGCAAUAUAUAGAUUUGUAUUUAUAUUUAACUAAAAUGAAAUUUGAGGCUUUUUGAUCAACCAGGCCACCACAUUCACACAAAAAUUAUGGCGGAAAAAAAUUCUUUUGGACCCAAAGAAAAAACAAAUGAGGAAUUCUGCCUUUUCUCUCUUGUAAAACAUGGUGAUUCAUUUUUAACACACAUAAAACCAACCAACUGCGAAAGAAUUUUUUAAUUGUAAGUUAGAAACAAAAGAAGAAAACAAAAACAAAAAUUUUUAGCCUACAAGGAUAAUGUGAAAGUUUUGAUGAAACGCAAAAAAAUAAGCAAGACAUUUAAUGAAAAUUUCUGUGGAUAAGAAAACUAAAGAAAAAGAAUAUAUACUUAGAAGAACCAGCAGCAAAAACAAAACUAAUUUAAAAAAAUAAAAAAUAAAAUUGUUUAAGAAACUUUGUUAUGGAAAAAAGAAUGAAAAAUAAACUAAAAAAUAUUCUCUGAGAAAAAGUAUAUACAUAUAAAGAAAAAAAGAAAUAUGGAUGAGCAAAAAUUAAGUUUAAAAACAAAACAAAAAAUAGUAAUGGUAAAUUUAAGCCUACCUUUUAAAAAUAAUUAAUUAUAAACACACACAUAUAUAAUAUAAUUAUUAUAAUCUUUAGAUAUAAUAUAUGAAAGAAAACAAAACAAAAAAUAUGGCAACAAACAUCCGUUUAAGAAAAACUGCUUAGAAAAAUCACCCGAAAAACAGAAAACUAACAAGCAAAACUGUUAAGAAACAACACAAAUUACAAGACAAGAAAUACAAACAAACCACAUUCUCUCCUUCUCUUAACAUAAUUAUCUAAAUUAUAACAGAAAAUUAUAAUGAAAAAAAAAAAAAAAAAAUAACAAUCACAAUCAAAAAUACAACUUUUCUAUCAACACGACCCUCUAUCCCCUAUUAUCCCCCCAGACCUCCCCCCUAUAAUCUCCUUCCAGAAAUGGCAGUAGGUUUCGUUUUAACUUUGGCUAGCUUUUAAUACCCUGCACGGCAGGGCAUUGAAGCUAGUGAGAGUGAGUGAUAAAUGCACCGCAGAAAUUUUAUAAAUUAUUUUUUUUAUUAUUGAACUAGUAUGUUCAAUUCACAUUUACUAUUAUUAUUAUAAAUUAAAAUUAUGAUUUUUUUAUUUUUAUUUCUUAUACUUAUUAUUAUUAUUAUAAUUCAUGUAAACGUUAUAUUUUAAGUUUCUAAACGAAUAGAAUGUUUUUAAUUGUAAUUUAGAAUUUUAUUCCCUUCCCCUAAGAGAAAAAACAGAAAGAAAACAACUGCAAACGAAAAAAAAGUAAGAAAAAAAAAAAAGAAACAAUGAAUAUAAGUCCUAAAACAUUACACUAUACUAUUACUAAGUGAUUUAUAAAAAAAGAAAAAAAAAAACAAUUACCACACAACAAAAAUCAACCAUUAAUAAUUUUUUGUAAAUAAAAUCAGUUGUAAGUUAUUUGGUAAAAUAUUAAACAAAAAACAUUA
Messenger RNA from Musca domestica (house fly), 9046 nucleotides. Its product is annotated as serine/threonine-protein kinase tousled-like 2. The coding region runs from base 1670 to 5968 and encodes 1432 amino acids. Gene Ontology annotation, biological process: intracellular signal transduction; peptidyl-serine phosphorylation; chromosome segregation. Gene Ontology annotation, cellular component: nucleus. Gene Ontology annotation, molecular function: ATP binding; protein serine/threonine kinase activity. The transcript is spliced from 8 exons. NCBI's taxonomy places the organism in Eukaryota, Metazoa, Arthropoda, Insecta, Diptera, Muscidae. The record is from RefSeq and is a predicted model, not a curated record.